AUAAAAGGGGCCAGCCGUGUCUCCAGGGGGGCAGAGGAGCAGAGCACAGGUGUGAAUAGCCACAUCGUUGCCAUUUUCCCCUGCCCGGCUUCUCCUUCUGAUCCUUGCCUACAGGUCAUCCUUGACUUACAAUCGUUCGUUUAGUGACCGUUCUAAGGACCAUUUUCCAGACUUUUCACCAGCGGAGGCGAUUAACGGGGUCUGUCCAUUCCCAGGUCUGGAUUCGGGAGGAUGAGGACUCUUUGGAUAGUGGCCGUGUUGCUGCUGGGCGUUGAAGGGAACCUGCUGCAAUUCAAUAAAAUGAUCAAGAUAAUGACGAAGAAAAACGCUAUUCCCUUCUACAGCUCUUACGGAUGCUACUGUGGCUGGGGGGGCCAAGGCAAGCCAAAGGACGCCACUGACCGCUGCUGCUUCGUGCACGACUGCUGUUAUGGAAAACUGACCGACUGCAGCCCCAAAUCGGACAUCUAUUCCUACAGCUGGAAGACCGGGAUUAUCAUUUGCGGAGAGGGCACCGAGUGUGAGAAGAAGAUUUGUGAGUGCGACAGGGCUGCGGCAGUCUGCUUAGGACAUAAUCUGCGCACGUACAAGAAAAGAUAUAUGUUUUACCCGGACUUUCUUUGCACGGACCCUUCAGAGAAAUGCUAAGUCUCUGCAGGCCGGGAAAAACCCCUCAAAUUACACAAUCAUAAUUGUGUUAUUCUGAAUGCAAUACUGAGUAAUAAACAGGUGCCAGCUUUGCACUCAA
Molecule: messenger RNA, 748 nt
Organism: Protobothrops mucrosquamatus (brown spotted pit viper)
Lineage: Eukaryota; Metazoa; Chordata; Lepidosauria; Squamata; Viperidae
Product: basic phospholipase A2 trimucrotoxin-like
Exons: 4
Coding region: 232-648 (138 amino acids)
Biological process (GO): negative regulation of T cell proliferation; lipid catabolic process; arachidonate secretion
Molecular function (GO): calcium ion binding; phospholipid binding
Source: RefSeq, a predicted model, not a curated record